AUGGCAACCAAAAAUCUCCAGUCCAGUGACCAUCGCGACCUACUUGAUAUUAUCGACAAACUCAGAUUGCAAGGGAUUACCCGUUGGGUCGACCUUCCAGAGAUCAUCGUUUGCGGCGAUCAGUCUUCCGGGAAGAGCUCAGUACUCGAGGCCAUCUCAGGCAUGUCCUUUCCGACGAAGGACAAUCUGUGUACCCGGUUUGCUACCGAGCUGGUCCUUCGACGGGGAGACCGGACAAGCAUCGACGUCUCUCUCAUUCCGGACCCGACUCGCCCUGAAGCGGAACAGGUGCGACUCCGCUCCCAAAAAUUCCACCUCGAAGAGCCUCUCAAUCUUGGAAUGGUGGUGAAUACUGCCGAAAGUGUGAUGGGGCUGGAUGGCGCGAACAAGGGCUUCAGCACCGACAUCCUUCGCAUCGAGCUGUGCGGCCCGACCCAACCACAUCUGACGUUGGUGGACCUGCCGGGUCUGUUCCGGGCUGGGAACAAAGAACAGUCUGACCAAGACGCGGAAUUGGUGGAAGAGCUGGUGAUGGGCUAUAUGAAGCGCCCAAGAAGCAUCAUUAUGGCUGUGGUCUCCGCUAAGAGCGACUUCGCUUUACAGUCGGUCACCAAGCUUGCUCGACAACUGGAUACCCAUGGCGACCGCACCUUGGGCCUGAUAACCAAGCCGGACACACUGGAUGUUGGGUCAGACAGCGAGCGCGCCUAUGUGGAACUAGCCAAGAACAAUGACGUGAGAUUCGGACUUGGGUGGCAUGUUCUGAAGAAUCGGGAUUAUGCCAUGCGCGAUGCCAGCUCUGCUGAGAGAGAUAAAGCCGAGGAAGAAUUCCUGUCCAGUGGUGUCUGGACAGAACUGGAGUCAAAUCAACUUGGUGCGAAAACUUUGGGACCACGACUAAGUAACGUCCUCAUUGACCAUAUCAUUCUCUAUCUUUCUGCUAUCCAGUGCGACGUUGAAUCAGGCAUACUUGGCUGCAAUACCAUCCUUGACAAGCUUGGGGCCUCGCGGGCCACCUUGUCUGAUCAGAGAAGAUACCUUGGCAAGGUUGGACAAGACUUUUCGAUGCUCAUGCAAGCUGCCGUCAACGGCGAAUAUUCGUAUUAUUCGUUCUUCGGAGACAGCCGCUCUGAUGAGAGUUACCACAGGCGUCUUCGUGCCGUUGUCCAGACUACUUUGACCUCCUUCGAGGGGCAGAUGCGCAAAGAAGGCAAGGCGCGAGUCAUUUUCGAUGAAGAAUCAGAUGAUAAUGAGUCGGACGAGCCAGAAAGACAAGAGAAUUUGUGUAUGAUCUCACGAUCUGACUACGUGGAAGAAGUCAAGAGUCUGAUGAGACGCAACCGCGGUCGUGAACUGCCUGGCACCUGGAACCCCAUGAUUAUUGCGGAGUUGUUCAGAGAUCAAUGUCAGCCAUGGAAGAAUAUAGUCGGUGGAUGCAUCGCUGGGAUCAUUCGAGCUGUUCAUCAAGUCAUCAACGACAUCCUCGAGCAGGUUUCUGUCGGCAAGACCACGGAACGCAUACGUCGAGAUAUCAUCAACCCGAAGAUGGAAAUGCUGGUGCAGAAUCUCCAAGAGAAGGUUACCGAGAUCCUCAAUCCGCAUUACUCAGGGCACCCUAUCACCUACAAUCAUUACUUGACGACUACUGUCCAGGAAGUGCAAAAGCAGCGAUAUCUCAAAUCAGUCGAGGCAGCUUUAAGGACCUCCGAUGCUAUUCGAAAGGAGAACCGUCAUAUCAGCAAGAUUAAUUAUAGUUCUCUGGCUAGGUCCGUGGCUCAAUACACCGAGCAAGAUAUGGAGCGAGUUGCCAGCUUGCAAGCCGUCGACUACAUGGAGGCAUAUUACAAGGUUGCCCUGAAGAACGUGAUCGACAACGUUGGAGCUCUGGUCGUGGAAGCAUGCCUGAUCCAGAAAUUACCGACUCUUUUCAUGGCGGACACGGUCUACGACAUGCAAGACACCGACGUUCAAGGCCUCGCCAGCGAGGGUAAGGAAGUAGUCGAGGAGAGGACAAGAGCGAUGCAGAAGCUUGAAAGACUUCAAACCUGCCUCCGGGACCUGAAACGGUUCGAUAAGCACGGCUCUGCUCAUUCACGGUAG
Molecule: messenger RNA, 2100 nt
Organism: Penicillium roqueforti
Lineage: Eukaryota; Fungi; Ascomycota; Eurotiomycetes; Eurotiales; Aspergillaceae
Product: dynamin family protein
Exons: 2
Coding region: 1-2100 (699 amino acids)
Cellular component (GO): cytoplasm; membrane; microtubule
Molecular function (GO): microtubule binding; GTPase activity; GTP binding
Source: RefSeq, a predicted model, not a curated record